Molecule: messenger RNA, 461 nt
Organism: Antrostomus carolinensis (chuck-will's-widow)
Lineage: Eukaryota; Metazoa; Chordata; Aves; Caprimulgiformes; Caprimulgidae
Gene: VPS51
Product: VPS51 subunit of GARP complex
Exons: 4
Biological process (GO): Golgi organization; Golgi vesicle transport; lysosomal transport
Cellular component (GO): EARP complex; membrane; GARP complex
Source: RefSeq, a predicted model, not a curated record
AUGAAGCGCGUGGUCGAGGACAUCACCGCCAUCGACGUCCAGAGCAGCGACUCGAGCCGGCGCGCCUUCUCCGUCUACAGCAGCUCGCGGGCACCCGGGCGCUACGCCCCCAGCUACACCCCCAGUGCCCCCAUGGACACCCACCUGCUCAGCAACAUCCAGAAGCUCUUCUCCGAGCGCAUUGACAUCUUCAGCCCUGUCGAGUUCAACAAGGUGUCGGUGCUGACUGGGAUCAUCAAGAUCAGCCUGAAGACGCUGCUGGAGUGCGUGCGGCUGCGGACGCUGGGGCGCUUCGGGCUGCAGCAGGUGCAGGUGGACGGCCAUUACCUGCAGCUCUACCUCUGGCGCUUCGCCGCCGACGAGCGGGUGGGGGAGGGGCUGGCCCCGGCCCGCCCCGCCCACCGCUGCCUCGACCCCGUCCCCAUGGAGCACAGCGUCGUCGAGCUCAUCUGUGAACGUGG